UCUCUGGACUUCAUCUCCUCAGUGAACCAGGUUUACCUGCAUCCCACCGAGAUGGCUUUCUCCAGCCUGUGCUAUCCAGAAUGCGGGGUGGCCCGGCCCAGCCCCGUCUCUGGUACCUGCAACGAGCCGUGCGUUCGGCAGUGCCCUCCCACCCCCUCCCCUCAGCAGAGCGAAGUGCCAGCCGUAGGAGAACCUGUGGUGGGAGCCGGCUACGGGGGCUCCUUCGCUAACGGGGGAUUGUACGGCUAUGGAGGCCGUUACGGAGGGUUGUUCGGUUAUGGGGGUUAUGGUUAUGGAGGCCGUUACGGUUAUGGGGGCUUAUGGGGCUACCCAGGCUUUUAUGGUAACGGAGGGUACUGGGGCUACCCAGGACGUUAUGCUCAUGGGGGAUACUGCGGCUACCCAGGCUUUUAUGGUAAUGGAGGGUUCUGGGGCUACCCAGGUCGUUAUGCUCACGGGGGAUACUGUGGCUAUAUUAUGGCUACGGGGGAGUAGUCGGUUCCGGGGUGUCCUGCCACAGGUACCGCAGUGGAAGCUGUGCGCCUUGCUAAACCCAGCAGGCCCAUCCGUGGCAGACCCAGGCA
This is a messenger RNA of Pelodiscus sinensis (Chinese soft-shelled turtle), 584 nucleotides long. The record is from RefSeq and is a predicted model, not a curated record. NCBI's taxonomy places the organism in Eukaryota, Metazoa, Chordata, Testudines, Trionychidae.